CUUGGGAUGCCAUUGGAUUCCAGCAUCUCUGGCUGUUGGCCAUGCUGGCUGGGGCUGAUAGGAAUUGGAACCCAACAACAUCCAAAAAGCCAGAAGUCCCCCUCGUCAGCUCUAGAGCAUGUUGCCUGAGGACCUGUUAGCAACACAGCUGCCUCAGUUUGUGACAAGCCAGCUCGCCACAGACUGCAAGCGGCCAUUUGAGCAACUUCAAGAAGACCCAGCUCGGAAGGUGUAACAGGUAACUGGCCUAAGAUUGCUCCACAAAAUGUCAUUUGAGGAUGCCAGCUUGAAGAUAGCUCCAAGCAGCAAGUGGGGGACCUGCCAGCAGCUGUCAGGAAACAGGAGCUCAGGAAGGUUUCUACAUUUCCUCUUUUCUCCACCUUAUGUAUCUAUUAUGCCGUGAAAACUAACAUAUAUGUCUUAGAUAUAUCUUAAGCUGCUUCUUUCUUCCAGCCUUGGACUCUUUUUCUUACCACCACCCCCUUUCUGACACUGAGGAAAACACACAAUGGAUCGUGAAUAUUUAAUUGUUCCUCUCAUUUUACAGGUUUUAGUUUAAAGGUAACCAUAGCACACGCCUGCAUCCAUUAUUAAUUGCUGAACAGCUCUGUCGCUUCUUCGGACUCCACUUUCCUUUCGAUGUUCGCUUCAUAUGAGCGGUGGCGCCAUCAGUGGAAAACAACUUUGAUAUUGUUUUAAGUGUGAGAAUCUGGCAAAUGCGAUGACAACCUAGACCAGUAGGAUGUAAGCGGCUGAUUUCGGCGGAUGGGACAAUGUUUAAGAGCGACAGCAAGGGCGAGGGCGAGAGGCAGCCGAGGAAAGUCCGAUUCCGGGUCGCUUCUUCUCACAGCGGGAGAGUGCUCAAGGAGGUGUACGCCGACGGGGAGACCUCUGACUCAUUGGAUUCCGAGUGCACCAGCAGCUCGGAAACAGACCCAAACAGCAGGCUGAGUGAAUCGGACGGACCGCACAACGGAAACCUUGGGUUGGAGUGGGAUGAGAACGAGAAGGUGGGCGAUGACAUGCUCAUUUUCGUGAGAGCUGCCAAAGAGAGAGGAUUUGGCACCAAAAGAGUCAACAUCCUCAGCAAAAAUGGCACCGUUCGAGGAGUCAAGCACAAAGUCAGUGCUGGUCAAGCCCUCUUUGACAAUUUAACAAAGGUAUUUGAGGUAUCAUCAGUUCUGGAAUAUGGCCGCAUAGUAAUUUACACAACCAGCCUUCGGGUGGUUAGAACAACUUUUGAGCGGUGUGAGCUGGUUCGGAAGAUCUUCCAAAACCAUCGAGUGAAAUUUGAAGAGAAAAACAUUGCACUGAAUGGUGACUAUGGGAAAGAACUGGACGAGAGGUGCCGGAAAGUAGGUGAAAUCCCAUCGCUACCAGUUGUGUUUAUUGAAGGCCAGUAUCUCGGGGGUGCUGAGAAAAUUUUGUCAAUGAAUGAAUCAGGGGAACUGCAAGAUCUCUUAACCAAAAUUGAGAGAGUUCAACACCCUCAUGAAUGCCUCUCAUGUGGGGGCUUUGGUUUUAUUCCGUGCUCAGCGUGCCAUGGGAGCAAGAUGUCAGUGUUUCGGAACUGUUUUACGGACUCAUUCAAAGCCCUCAAGUGCACCGCUUGCAACGAGAACGGAUUGCAACGCUGCAAGAGUUGCCUCAGCUAAGGAUGGCGCCUUGAUACAAAAAACAACCUCAUUUUAUUAUGUCAACGCAGCAGUUUGUUAUACUAUUUUAUAUUAAGGAAAACCACCAUGUUUGUCUAAUUCAGUCAAUAAACGUCCAUUUGUAAAAAAUAAAAUAAAAUAAAAAGUU
Molecule: messenger RNA, 1803 nt
Organism: Podarcis muralis (Common wall lizard)
Lineage: Eukaryota; Metazoa; Chordata; Lepidosauria; Squamata; Lacertidae
Gene: GRXCR1
Product: glutaredoxin and cysteine rich domain containing 1
Biological process (GO): inner ear receptor cell stereocilium organization; sensory perception of sound
Cellular component (GO): stereocilium; kinocilium
Source: RefSeq, a predicted model, not a curated record